AGUUAGCAAGCUGGCGAGUAACUUAUAAACGAAUUGCAGCAAUAAUCUACUUAAUUUAGCUCUAAGGUUAACUACACGAAGCGUUGUUGCUCUUCGUGGCAAAAUUAAGUGCUAAAAAGCAGCACGGUUUUUUCUUUAAAAACAAUGGCACACACACACACACACAACAGAAAGUAAACGAAUAGAAAUUAUUUGCGAAAAUAAAAGCGCUAGAGCUCAGAAGAGAAUUAUACUCUUAUACUCUUGAGAAAUGUCUUUAUAGUUUUACGUCAACUGACGUCAUUUUGGGUGUGACUAGAUUGUACAAAUACUACCCUCAAAGUUCAGGCUGUAAGGAUUGACAGUGUUUUCGUUUGGUGCAUCAUCAGUUUCAUGGAGAACGAUGGCUCGCAUCUCUUUGGACUCUCAAAACUCUUUACCAGGAAUUCCUUUGAGUGUGCUGUCUGUGCCCAUGGAGAAUAAGUACAAAUGUCAGCAGUGUCUCCAGGUCCUGAGGAAACCUGUCCAGGCUCAGUGUGGCCACCGCUUCUGUGUGCACUGCUUCAAGCUGCUCACCAGCGCUGGUCCAAAGCCUUGUGAAGCCUGCCGCCAAGAGGAGAUCUAUGAGGAGCCCAUGUCCAUCCUGAACAGUAACGAGGCGUUUCCAGACAACGCAGCCGGUCGAGAAAUAGCGAGUCUGCCUGCCAGGUGUUUGAACCAGGGCUGCAGCUGGACUGGAUAUAUAAAAGAGUACGAGGCGCAACAUGAAGGCCGCUGUGAAUACGAACGGGUGCAGUGCGAGGCCUGCCAGGCCUCCAUCCUCCUCAAGGACAAGGACAGACACAACGAGAGGGAAUGCGAGGCGAGAACGCUCAACUGCAAAUACUGCAAAGUUACAUUCAACUUUAAAGACAUUAAGGCCCACGAUGAGAUCUGUCUCAAGUUUCCCUUACAAUGUAAAGACUGCGGCAAGAAGAAGAUCCCCAGAGAAAAGUUCAGUGACCACAUCAAAUCCUGUGUCAAGUCCAAGAGCGCCUGUCCAUUCAGCGAAGUGGGCUGUAAAACUGUGAUAGAGAACGGGAAGCUGAGCGACCAUGAACACAGCAGCACCAUGGAGCAUCUGCGCCUGCUGCUGCCGAUGGUGCUGUCGAUGACCCAUCCGCGAAGCGAGGCCCUCGGAUCCGGGGAGCUGCAGGAGGACUCGGGUCUGGGUCUGUACAGAGCUCCUGAGGAGGGAGACGGCGCUGCAGCCGCCGCACAGCCUGUAGACCUGGAGAAAAAAGUAAUUGCUUUAGAAAACAUUGUGUGUGUCCUGAACCGGGAAGUGGAGCGCAGUUCGCUCACCCUGGAGGCUUUCGCCCACCAGCAUCGACUCGACCAGGAGAAAAUCGAAAACCUGUCGAACAGAGUGCGGCAGCUCGAGCGAACGGUGACCAUGAGAGACCUGCAGCUGUCGGAGACGGAGCAGCUGGUGCGCGAGCUCCAGAACUGCACCUACGACGGGAUAUUUGUCUGGAAAAUCACCGACUUCUCCCGGCGCAGGCAGGAGGCCGUGGCCGGUCGAACGCCUGCCAUGUUCUCACCCGCAUUUUACUCCAGCAAAUACGGCUACAAAAUGUGUCUCAGGCUUUAUUUGAACGGCGACGGGACCGGUCGGGGGACGCACCUCUCCCUGUUCUUUGUGGUCAUGAAGGGAAAGUGCGACGCUCUGCUAAAGUGGCCCUUCAGCCAAAAGGUGACUCUUAUGCUCCUGGAUCAGAACAACAGGGAGCACAUCAUCGACGCUUUCCGACCAGACAUCUCCUCCACCUCCUUCCAGCGGCCGAUCAGCGAGAUGAACAUCGCCAGCGGCUGCCCGCUUUUCUGUCCGCUGGCUAAGCUGGCCGGCAAGAGCCCAUAUCUGAGAGAUGAUACGAUAUUUAUCAAAGCAAUCGUAGACCUCACAGGCUUGUGAUGUGCACUGUGGAAGAUGCACUGAAAUAUUCCUAAGAAAAUAUUAGCCUCUCUUGCUCCAUAUAUAUUUAUAUACAAAUAUUUAUACACACUAAUAUAUGAAUAAUAAUGGAUAAUAAACGAUUAUAAUAAACUAUAGAUAUAAAUAAGUAUUGUAUUAUUAUAAUACAGGUCAGACGAUAUGCAACUGACUGUAUCAUAUCAUAAAAUAUCUUUUAUAUGUUUUAUUAUAAAAUUAUAGUCAUAAUAGCGCUUUUAUUGCAAAUUAAUGCAUAAGCUUUCAAACGAUUUGUGAGAAAAGUUGAACUUUUCUCUAGAAUAAAAAUUGUCCAAAUUAUAAAACUUAACAUUACUUUUAACCUGCUUAGUAGUAAUAGUAUAGCAGCUCAAAACAUAACAGGGGGCUUCGCACAUUCACGUUAAGAAAAAUGCCUAAUGUACGAUUUUUGGUGUAAGUUGUUGCUGGAUGUUUGUGAUGGUGCAGUUAGCAUGCAUGGGUGGGUUUCUCUACCCUGUCGGGGGAAAAAUGAGUUUAACGAAUGGUGGCUUGAAAUCUUUUGAUUUAUUGUAAUUAUUUAUGUAUAGUUUGUUAACCACGUUUUUUGAUUUAGUUUUAAUUCAAUAACAAAAAAUAAAAACAACCUGGAUGGUAAACAGCCUCGAAGUGAAAACGGUAAAAUAUCUUUCGAUAACAUAUUUUGUUAUUACGAUGUAGUAUAACAACUAAAAAGUAUAACAUUAUACAAAAAAAAGUUAAAUAUCUACUUAAAGAAACCAUAAAACUUGGAUUAUAUAGAAAUAUCUACUUAAAGAAACCAUAAAACUUGGAUUAUAUAGACAUUGGCGCUUCAUUGAGGAGUCGUAGCUUUCAUAUAGAAAUGAUUCCUGUGGUUUAAAGGGGUAUUUUAAUGAAAAAUACUAUCAGAACACCUCAGGAUGUAAGUUGAGUUGUGCAACUUCAUUUGUCAAAAUGUUUUUUGUUUGUUUUAAAAAAAAAUAGCCUUUUAGACUGAAAUGUUUAAACCACUGCAGGAGAUUUACCAGCAGCUGUUAAACUGUGACUUAUAGUUCCUCUAAUCUUUUUACUUUGUUCAUUGAAUUCAACCUAUGGAAAUGUAAUGUACGCCGGUCAACCUACGGCGAUUUAUACACUUAAAAAAUGUUGGUAAUAUUUAUUUAGUUUGGUUUCAGUAAAUCUUUGACUCAUACAUUUAUUGUAUGUAUGAGUCAAAUAUUGUAUGUGGCAAAUAUUUCAACAAAUGUGAAAUAAACGUGUAUUAAAAUCAAUAUUACUACUCUAU
Molecule: messenger RNA, 3233 nt
Organism: Poecilia latipinna (sailfin molly)
Lineage: Eukaryota; Metazoa; Chordata; Actinopteri; Cyprinodontiformes; Poeciliidae
Gene: traf2b
Product: Tnf receptor-associated factor 2b
Exons: 11
Coding region: 383-1933 (516 amino acids)
Biological process (GO): signal transduction; regulation of apoptotic process; positive regulation of canonical NF-kappaB signal transduction
Cellular component (GO): plasma membrane signaling receptor complex; cytoplasmic side of plasma membrane
Molecular function (GO): ubiquitin-protein transferase activity; zinc ion binding; tumor necrosis factor receptor binding
Source: RefSeq, a predicted model, not a curated record